AGCUGCAUACGUACGUAGUCACUUGUGUGUCCUUGCGUUUCGCGCUGCAGCGUUACACAUACAGCUGGUGCGAAGUGGUGGCGGCGAUGAGCAAGUGCAAAAAGCAGGAAAUGGUUAAGAGGCAAGUCUAAAAUAAACGGGGCCGCAGCAGCGAGCGAACGCGGACCGCUCCGCGACAGUACCGGCACACGCUCGCUCGUUUAGCUCCAUUGAUGAUCUGGAAGGAAAGGUAAAGCGAGAGGUCUGCUUGGGCGAUGGCAGAUAUCGUUCUGGAGGAGUUCUUCAUAAAGCGCUCUCAGCAAAAGAAGAAGACGUCGCCGUUGAACUACAAGGAAAGGCUGUUCACGCUGAAGCAACGCCAGCUCUCCUACUACGACUAUGACGCAGAGAAAGGGAAGAAGAAAAGCCUGAAGGGGACGGUGGAUCUGGAGAAGGUCAAGUGUGUGGAGAAGGUGCUCCCGGAGGCCAACGCACCCCCGGAGCGACUGUUCCCUUUCCAGAUCAUCUACGACGAAGGGCCUCUCUACGUCUUCGCCAAGACGGACGAGAUUCGGAAGCAGUGGAUUCGGAAGCUCAAGGAAGAGGUGCAGUACAACAAGGACCUGCUGCAGAAGUAUCACCCCUGCUUCUGGGCGGACGGGCUGUGGCUGUGCUGCCAGCAGGAGGUCAAACAGGCCGUGGGGUGUAAGGUGUUAGAGAUGCGGCCCAGAGGAAUCUCAUCCCAGAAUUCCCGGCGCAAGUCCAGGAAGCCGCUGCCCCCCACCCCGAGCGAGGAGAAGGCUUCCAGGCCGCUACCCCCCCAGCCCCAGGCCCAGCCCCAGCCCCCGCCCCCAGCCCCGCAGCCCACCUCCUCAUCGGCAAUGAAAGUCAUCGCUCAGUACGAAUACACCCCAAUGACAGAGCAGGACCUGGGGCUGGAGGUGGGAGAGGAGUACGUCAUCCUGGAAGUGGCGAGCACUAACUGGUGGAAGGCCCGCGACAAAUACGGCAACGAGGGGUACAUUCCCAGCAAUUACGUCAUGGAGUUUCGGGACGGCCUGGAAUUGUACGACUGGUACUGCAAAAACAUGAGCCGCAGCCAGGCGGAGAACCUGUUGAGGAAAGAGAACAAAGACGGGGGGUUUCUGGUGCGGGAUUCGAGCAAGGCUGGAAAGUACACGGUCUCUGUUUUCACCAAGGUGGGAGGGAAUACCAACGGAUCCUGCAGGCACUACAACAUCUGCACCAACCAGCAGGGCCAGUUCUACCUGGCGGAGAAGCACAACUUCAGCAACAUCCCUGAGCUCAUCAAAUACCACCAGCACAACGCCGCAGGACUGGCGAGCCGGCUGAAGUACAUCGUGUCGAACACGACCCAGAGCGCCCCGUCCACAGCCGGCCUCGGAUACGGAGUCUGGGAGAUCGACCCCCAGCACCUGACCUGCAUCAAGGAGCUGGGCAGCGGGCAGUUCGGAGUGGUCAAGUACGGGAAGUGGCAGGGCCGCCACGAUGUGGCCAUCAAGAUGAUUAAAGAGGGCUCCAUGUCGGAAGACGAUUUCAUCAACGAGGCCAAGGUCAUGAUGAACCUCCAGCACCCAAAUCUGGUUCAGCUGUACGGGGUCUGCACCAAGCAGAGACCCAUCUACAUCGUCACCGAGUACCUGUCCAACGGCUGCCUGCUGGACUUCCUCCGCGACGGCAUCAAGAACCCGCACCCGGUGCAGCUGCUGGAGAUGUGCAAGGACGUGAGCGAAGGCAUGGCCUACUUGGAGUCUCAGCAGUACCUCCACAGGGACCUGGCUGCCAGGAACUGUCUGGUGGAUUCCCAAGGAACGGUUAAAGUCACCGACUUUGGGCUCUCAAGGUACGUCCUGGAUGACGAAUACACCAGCUCUGCGGGCUCCAAGUUCCCGGUGCGCUGGUCCCCGCCCGAGGUCCUGCUUUAUUGCAAGUUCAGCAGCAAGUCAGACGUUUGGGCCUUCGGUGUUCUGAUGUGGGAAAUCUACACCCUGGGCAAGAUGCCCUACGAACGCCUUAAUAACACAGACAUCGUGCAGAAGGUCUCCUCUGGCCUGCGCCUCUACCGCCCCCAACUGGCCAACGAAAGGAUUUACAGCAUAAUGAUGGCCUGCUGGAAUGACAAACCAGAAGAUCGUCCAACAUUUCAGGAGCUUGCGGCGAAUGUUCAGGACCUUCUGUACGACCUUCAGUAGCGAGGAAGCCCCCAGGAUGGAGGCCUGGAAAGGUAUCGCCCGUAUUGGGACCUCGUCCUCACUCGGGGUCUGGCGGAGACCCCCCGUCGUCCACCCGCAGCCCACCGGACGCACGAGCCUGGAGAUGAGCGAGCCGGUCCUGUCUGGGGAGGGGACACCGGAAGGCCCCGAACAUCUGUGUCUCACUGCAAACACGGAACAGGAAGUGUGUCUCUCGUGGGACUGACAGCCUUUCUGGAGCCUUUCUAAUGUCGACCCUGGUUUGUCUGUACACCCCAAACUAAAGUCAAAAAAUACUAUCAAUAAGACAUCUAAUAAGAAUCUCUGCUUAUUUCUACCUGUACAAUAAACUGGCAAUGCAGGACUUAUCAACUGAACGCUUUCAUUUGUUCUUGAGAUGAAUCAUUUA
This is a messenger RNA of Scleropages formosus (Asian bonytongue), 2601 nucleotides long. It is a transcript of the gene btk, whose product is annotated as Bruton agammaglobulinemia tyrosine kinase. Gene Ontology annotation, biological process: intracellular signal transduction; protein phosphorylation. The record is from RefSeq and is a predicted model, not a curated record. The transcript has 18 exons. Gene Ontology annotation, molecular function: protein binding; ATP binding; protein tyrosine kinase activity. Lineage: Eukaryota; Metazoa; Chordata; Actinopteri; Osteoglossiformes; Osteoglossidae. Bases 255 to 2192 code for a protein of 645 amino acids.